UAGAAUUUUCUAGUAUAUUCUGUGUUAAAUUAGGUGAGUGAAGUGUAAAAGGGGAGGUUUCUUUAUUUUUAAAAGGAAAUCCCGGAUUGAGAAAGAUGGCAGGCUGGGCUUGUCUACUGACGCUUUCUAAGAAGGAAGUAGAUCUAAUAAUGACGUCCUUGUGUGUGUGUGUGAGUGUGUGUGUAUGUGUCUUUCUUCCUUACAUGAUGAAACCCUUAAUGGAGCCUGGCAUGUGCUGGAGGCUAAAACUUAAUAAAGAAAAUUAAAUAAAGCAUCUAUGAAGUAUGAGAUCUUAAACAAGAGGGCAAGUUAAAAAAGUGCCCACAUCUUACUUGUAAUGUGUGUGUGUGUGUCUGUGCUUUUAUGUAAUGGAAUCUCUACAUGAGCCCCCUUUUUUUGUGGGUCACAAAAAGGGGGGCCCUUAAUUGAAGUAUGAGCCCCUUUGAUUGAAGUAUAACCCUAUUUAAACGUGUUUUGUGCAUCAUGUAAAUAAUCCCUUCACCACUCAUCCUGCCCUGUUGCAACACUCAGUAUUUCCCUGAUUUCCUAUUACCUCACCUCAUCAGGGCAUUAAAUAGAGCCUCUGCACACCAAACCAUCAGCACCAAAGCAAACUCAGAACAGAGCACAGGAAGGCCUCAGUAACACACUACAGAAGGACUAUGGGCUCUCUCAUCAUUCUAUCUCUUCUCUGUUCUCUCCUGGCCAUGACCAUCUCAGCUCCGGUCCAUCUCACCCUGCAGACCGAAUUUCCUCAACAUGUGGAGCUCGCCAAGAGCUUAACCAAGAAGCUGCUCAGUGAAAUUCCCACAGUGCAUCAGUCCUGCAUUGCCAAUGAGGGUCUCAGUCUGGAGUCCACUGCCGAAGUAAAGAAUCUGGAGUAUUUAACAGCAGUGUUGGCCAUUCCUGCAUCCCCCAGACUCUCCCCCAUCUCAGACACAUACACACUGGAGAUGAGUCUGAACCACAUCACUGAAGGCCUGCAGCUGCAUCAGCACCUCAUUCAAGAAGUGAAAGAAAAGCUGAAGUGCGCAGAAAAACUGACCACUCUCCAGGCAGACCUCAGAGACCUGUCUGCCCAGGUCAACAAGGUACAGCAGCAGGCCCAUAUCACACCAUCUGAGCCACAAAUCCAGUCCUCUAGCCUCUCCUCUCGUCUGACCGGUGACUAUGAGGUCCAGGUGGCCACUCACCUUGUGCUGCAGCAGCUCCAGAGCUUUGGUCAGGAUGUUUUCCGCAGCUUGCGCCACAUCCAUACACUCUCUUCAAUUAGCCAAUAAGCUUCUCACACACUCACACCUGCCUAGAGAAUUUUAUGCAACAAUAAGUUAUUAUUUAUUUAUUUAUAUUUAUUAUGUAAUAUUUAUUUUUAACAUUUUUAUUUGUUUUUUGAACCUGUAAGAACAGAUAUGCAUCUUCUCUAAACCCCGCCCUAUUGUUACCUCUGACAAACUUGUGUCCAUCAGGUCAACUAUGGCAUGUGAGGAGAGUUCAUUAGGCUGAGCAGUUGGUCAGUCCGGUCUAUUUAAAAACACAGAGAAAUCACACAAUAGAAACUGAUUUGUAGUUUGAUUAGCAAGUGAUAUUUCAAAAACUGACAAACACACUGUUUAUGUUUUGCACUGUGAUGCUUUUCCUAUCCACAUCUGUUUUUAUGUCUUUUUAUUAAAAUUAGUCUAAUUACUAUAGUGGUAGACCAACAGAUGGUUUGCACAUAUCUGUGGCUGCAUAAUAAAAAUGCAACCAAAAAAGCUACAUUUUAACCACAUGUGAACUGUAAUACUGUAAUAUUGCCAGCUGUGGUUGAUCAUAUAUAGGCAAAUAAGCAUCAAUGUGCAAGUGCACAGUGAGUAAGGAUACCAGUGUCCAUAGCAAAGUCUGACCAGCUUUAGCUUAGAUCUGUACAUACAUUCCACCUCAUAAAAUGACACUUUAAAGCAAAUGCUUUGCAAAAAUGUGGCGAGAUCUGACUCUGAGAUCUGUUUUACGUUCAUGCACAGCUUUGUCGUAUAUUAUAAAGACCUGAAAGCUUGUCAGAGGUCACUGGGCCUAGUUACAGUUGCUAAUCAACAACUGAAUAAUAUGCAAAUAUUUCAUAAUGAUCGAAUACUGCAUAGUAGUUACUGAGUAACAAGUCUUAUGAAUAAUAACUAAAUAUUAAUCCAGGGGUUCAAAGGAUUAAUUACUGCCUUUUUAUAGGUUUGUUUUUAUACUAGCAUUUAAACCAGUUUGAUUAUUUAAGUAAGCACAACAAAGCAUUCAUGUAUACAGAUGUGUACAUAUGCAGUGUAGGUGUACUUUAUUUAAUGCACAAAGAAACUAUUUAUUUAUUUGUCUGUUUAUUUAUUUUAUAUUUAUUUAUUCAUUUAUUCACUGUCAUUCAUUCAGCAGCAAAAGGUUU
Molecule: messenger RNA, 2401 nt
Organism: Astyanax mexicanus (Mexican tetra)
Lineage: Eukaryota; Metazoa; Chordata; Actinopteri; Characiformes; Acestrorhamphidae
Exons: 5
Coding region: 663-1280 (205 amino acids)
Biological process (GO): immune response; neutrophil differentiation; myeloid cell development
Cellular component (GO): extracellular region
Molecular function (GO): cytokine activity
Source: RefSeq, a predicted model, not a curated record